Miscanthus lutarioriparius is the source of this 819-nucleotide messenger RNA. Lineage: Eukaryota; Viridiplantae; Streptophyta; Magnoliopsida; Poales; Poaceae. The record is from the annotation of a GenBank genome assembly.
AUGGCGCGUGGUUACAGUUACGGUUACGGUUACAGCCACCUACAGGCCGCCGCAGCCGCCGCGCUGGUGGUCGGCUGGGCGCUGGCCGUCGCAUCGCCGGCCGGGGCGUUCGCGCCGUCCGCCUGGAGCAAGGGCAGCGCCACGUUCUAUGGCGGCAGCGACGCGUCCGGCACCAUGGGCGGCGCGUGCGGGUACGGGAACCUGUACGCGCAGGGGUACGGGACGCGGACGGCGGCGCUAAGCACGUCGCUGUUCAACGACGGCGCGUCGUGCGGGCAGUGCUACAGGCUGGUCUGCGACGCUGCCACGGACCCGCGGUGGUGCCGCCGUGGCCGCGGCGCCUCCGUGACCGUGACGGCGACCAACUUCUGCCCGCCCAACUACGCGCAGCCGUCGGACGACGGCGGGUGGUGCAACCCGCCGCGGCAGCACUUCGACAUGGCGCAACCGGCGUGGGAGCGGAUCGGUGUCUACCAGGGCGGGAUCGUGCCCGUGCUGUUCCGCCGCGUGUCCUGCAGGCGCCGCGGCGGGGUGCGGUUCACGGUCAGCGGCCGGGACUACUUCGAGCUGGUGCUGGUCACCAACGUGGCGGGCGCCGGCGCCGUGCGGGCCAUGGACGUCAGGGGCACCCGAACCGCCGGCUGGAUGCCCAUGUCCAGGAACUGGGGCGCCAACUGGCAGUCCCUGGCGUACCUCAACGGGAAGGGGCUCUCGUUCCGGGUCACCGCCGAUGAUGGGCAGACCGUCGUGUUCGCCGACGUCGUGCCGGCGUCGUGGACGUUCGGGCAGACGUACGCGAGCAGGCUGCAGUUCAACUAG